AGUCUCUCUUGAAUCAAGCGCCGCACAGACGUGCAUUCCGCCCGGGAGGAAGCAUCGCGGGCCGCCGCAAGGGAGGGACCGAAGCAACAGCGACAGGACCACCGGGUGGUGGUGCUGGUGGUGUUGGUGGUGUUGGCCGGGUCGGACGCGCCGUUUAUCUGUCGACCCUGAGGCGGCUGGCUCUUCAGCCGAAGCUCGGUAUCGAAAGCGUGAAUGAGGUUGAUGCUGCUCUGCUGCACCUGGAAGGACGAACGCAUGGGAGAGGAGGAAGCCGGAGGACGUUUGCCCGUGUGCGCGGGAUGCAAACAGAGGAUCUACGAUGAGCAGUACCUCCAGGCCCUCAGCUGUGACUGGCACACCGUCUGCUUCAGGUGCUGUGAGUGCAGCGCUUCGCUGUCCCACUGGUACUACGAAAAAGAUGGACGACUCUACUGCAAGAAGGACUACUGGGUCAAAUUUGGGGAGCUGUGCCACGGCUGCAACGACCCGAUCACCACCGGCCUCAUCAUGGUCGCAGGGGAACAGAAAUAUCACCCAGAGUGCUUCACCUGUCUGAACUGCCGGACAUUCAUCGGGGAUGGCGACACAUACGCUCUGGUGGAGAGAUCCAAACUGUACUGCGGCCACUGUUACUACCAGACCAUUGUCACGUCGCUGUCCCUGCCGGACACGCCGUGCCCGCGGAUCCCUCACACGGUCACACUGGUGUCCAUCCCGGCAUCCGCCGAGGGCAACAACGGGCGCAGGGGACGAGGUUUCUCCGUGGCCAUCGACCAGCCGCUGAGCCCGAUCAACGGCUACAGCCCCGAGCACGGAGCCACUGUCAGAGUCUCCCAGGUGGAACCAGACUGCAUCAGUCCAGAUGUGAAAAACUCCAUCCAUGUUGGGGACAGGAUCCUUGAAAUCAACGGGACGCCCAUACACAACGUCCCCCUGGAUGAGAUCGACCUGCUCAUCCAGGAGACCAGUCGCCGGCUGCAGCUCACCAUCGAGCACGACCCCCACAGCCUGGAGGGAGGCCCCUCGGAGGCCGAGGAGCAAGUGGAGCAAGUGUCCCCCCCGCUGUCAGGGGGCCCCAUCCUGCCCGUCACACAGCCCCCCAACCCCGACAUCAACAACCUUAGAUCCCGUAUCAUCACACGGAGCUACAGCAUCGAUAAGUCACCGGGCUCCAGCAACGCAGCGUCCCCCAUCUCCCAGAGGAAGGACAUCAAUCGAUCAGAGUCCCUCCGCGUGGUGUCCAAUCAGACGCACCGCAUCUUCCGCCCGUCUGACCUCAUCCACGGAGAGGUGCUCGGGAAGGGCUGCUUCGGACAGGCCAUCAAGGUGACCCACAAGGAAACCGGGGAGGUGAUGGUGAUGAAAGAGUUGAUCCGCUUCGAUGACGAGACUCAGAGAACAUUCCUCAAAGAGGUAAAGGUCAUGCGUUGCCUGGAUCACCCCAACGUGCUCAAAUUCAUCGGAGUCCUCUACAAGGACAAGAGGCUCAACUUCAUCGCAGAGUACAUAAAGGGAGGCACCUUGAGAGAAAUCAUCAAGAAAAUGGACAGCAACUAUCCCUGGAAACGGCGGGUCAGCUUUGCCAAGGACAUAGCUGCUGGGAUGACAUAUCUGCAUUCCAUGAACAUAAUCCACCGGGACCUGAACUCCCACAACUGUCUCGUCCGGGAGAACAACACGGUGGUGGUGGCAGACUUCGGGCUGUCGCGGCUCAUGGUGGACGACAAGCACGAGGAGAAGUUGCCGCAGGGUAAGCUGCCCGGCCUCAAGAAGCACGACCGCAGGAAGCGGUACACCGUGGUGGGAAACCCUUACUGGAUGGCUCCUGAGAUGAUCCACGGGAAGAGCUACGAUGAGAGAGUGGACAUCUUCUCCUUUGGGAUAAUGCUCUGCGAGAUAAUUGGCAGGGUGAACGCGGACCCGGACUACCUCCCCAGGGCGAUGGACUUCGGACUGAACGUGUCUGGGUUCCUGGAGCACUUCUGUCCUCCUGACUGCCCCCCUGCCUACUUCCCCAUGGCCGCUGUGUGCUGUGACCUCGACGCCGACAAACGGCCGGCUUUCUCCAAACUUGACGAGUGGCUUGAGAACCUGAAGAUGCACCUGGACAUGGGUUUACCGCUGGUGUCCGAAGUGGAGCAGCUGCACAAGACCUUCUGGAAGAACCACAGCAUCGCGCGGCCCGAAAACGGUCUGCACGCCCACCCCGAACAGCUGGAGUAAGGCCUGACGCGAGCCGAGGAGUGGGUUAGUCGGAGAUACCCCGCCCCCCCCCCCCCCC
Pungitius pungitius (ninespine stickleback) is the source of this 2281-nucleotide messenger RNA. It is a transcript of the gene limk1a, whose product is annotated as LIM domain kinase 1a. Bases 214 to 2223 code for a protein of 669 amino acids. Gene Ontology annotation, molecular function: ATP binding; protein serine/threonine kinase activity; protein binding. NCBI's taxonomy places the organism in Eukaryota, Metazoa, Chordata, Actinopteri, Perciformes, Gasterosteidae. Gene Ontology annotation, cellular component: neuron projection; cytoplasm; nucleus. Gene Ontology annotation, biological process: actin cytoskeleton organization; protein phosphorylation; positive regulation of stress fiber assembly. The transcript has 16 exons. The record is from RefSeq and is a predicted model, not a curated record.